Messenger RNA from Camelina sativa (false flax), 876 nucleotides. The record is from RefSeq and is a predicted model, not a curated record. NCBI's taxonomy places the organism in Eukaryota, Viridiplantae, Streptophyta, Magnoliopsida, Brassicales, Brassicaceae.
AUGAGCGGUGGUUCUGUUCAUGGAUUGGUCUGUCUUAUUUACUAUAAGCAGAUCCCAAAGGGAAGGAAGGAAACGGUGCCGGUGAUAUGUAACCCUAGCACCGGUCAAUCCUUAACAUUACCCAAAGUGAGGACAAAUAGAGUUAAUGUGAUAAGCUACUUGGGAUAUGAUCCAGUUGGUAAACAAUUCAAGGUAUUGUCCAUGUCCUUGCCAAUUUUUGGCAACCAAAAGGGGAUGUGUGGGGAGCAUCAAGUUCUAACUUUAGGGCCUGGAAAACUGUCAUGGAGAAUGAUCAACUGUAGUGCUGUCCCCCAUGGGAUUCUAUAUAAUGAAAAUAGAAUAUGCAUCAAUGGUGUUUUGUAUUAUCAAGCUUGGGUCCUUGGGUUUUCUAAGGUAAUUAUCUGCUUUGAUGUUAGCUCUGAAAAGUUUACCCUUAUUAACCUUGAUAAGGAUAUGGUGCCUUGGCAUGAGCCAACUUUGGUUAACUACAAGGGUAAAUUAGGUGCACUUACAGCCUCAGAUUUCGGGUCCUUUGGGACAGUUAGUGGAGAUACUGAAUGUCUUCAGUUGUGGGUUUUAGUAGACGCAGAGAAACACGAAUGGUUGAAGUAUACCUACGUCUUGCCCCCUUUGUGGAAGAAUGUAGUUGGGAAUGCUAGUUUAGACUUUGUUAUUUUGACCGGUACAAACGAAAUUGUCUUGUCGUCGGAUGAUCCAUCCGGCCCUUUCUGUGUUUUCUACUACAAUUUCGAGAGACAAACUGUCAGAAAAGUUGUUAUGCAAGGAAUGGACACAUGUGUGACAAACGUUCACACCUUUGUAGACCAUGUAGAGGAUGUGAAGCUUAUGAAAAUGUUUCUACCUCGAGUAUCGUAA